GGCGCCUAGAGGAAGAAGUAAAGCGAGUCCACGUUGGCCCCGACGCCUGCGUACAGACACCCGCGUCGGUUUGGCUCCUCUCUUUCUCUGCCAGAGGCACAGAUUGGACCCACGGGCGGGGCGUGAUGGUCGGUACCGGAACCUCCUUGGCGCUGUCCUCCCUCCUAUCCCUGCUGCUCUUCGCUGGCAUGCAGAUAUACAGCCGCCAGCUGGCCUCCACCGAGUGGCUCACUAUUCAGGGGGGCCUGCUGGGCUCCGGCCUUUUCGUCUUCUCCCUGACUGCCUUCAAUAAUCUCGAGAAUCUGGUCUUUGGUAAAGGUUUCCAAGCAAAGAUCUUCCCAGAGAUCCUCCUCUGCUUGCUGUUGGCGCUCUUUGCAUCUGGCCUCAUCCACCGCGUCUGCGUCACCACCUGCUUCAUCUUCUCCAUGGUUGGCCUGUACUACAUCAACAAGAUCUCCUCCACUCUGUACCAGGCAACAGCGCCAGUGCUCACACCAGCCAAGGUCACUGGCAAGGGCAAGAAGAGAAACUAACCCCGAGUGACUAAUAAAGUUGAUUCUUUGUA
Molecule: messenger RNA, 565 nt
Organism: Arvicola amphibius (Eurasian water vole)
Lineage: Eukaryota; Metazoa; Chordata; Mammalia; Rodentia; Cricetidae
Gene: Krtcap2
Product: keratinocyte associated protein 2
Exons: 5
Coding region: 126-533 (135 amino acids)
Source: RefSeq, a predicted model, not a curated record